Molecule: messenger RNA, 2610 nt
Organism: Exophiala dermatitidis NIH/UT8656
Lineage: Eukaryota; Fungi; Ascomycota; Eurotiomycetes; Chaetothyriales; Herpotrichiellaceae
Exons: 2
Coding region: 1-2610 (869 amino acids)
Biological process (GO): nuclear-transcribed mRNA catabolic process, nonsense-mediated decay; deadenylation-dependent decapping of nuclear-transcribed mRNA
Cellular component (GO): P-body; cytoplasm
Molecular function (GO): RNA binding; manganese ion binding; 5'-(N(7)-methylguanosine 5'-triphospho)-[mRNA] hydrolase activity
Source: RefSeq, a predicted model, not a curated record
AUGCAGUUGGAGGAUUGGUUGGAUGACUUAUGUGUCCGAUUUAUUAUAAACUUGCCCCCGGAAGAGCUCCAGUCCGUAGAGCGAAUCUGCUUCCAGGUCGAGGAGGCACAAUGGUUUUAUGAGGACUUCAUCCGUCCCCUUGACCCCUCGCUCCCUUCUCUUUCCCUCCGCGCAUUUAGUCUACGGAUCUUUCAACACUGCCCGCUCUUUUCACAAUGGUCGGCUCAACAUCACACCACCGCGUUUGCGGAGUUCUUGGCCUACAAGUCCCGCGUCCCCGUUCGCGGUGCCAUCAUGCUCAACGAGGCAAUGGAUGAAGUUGUGCUCGUCAAGGGCUGGAAGAAAAGUGCGAACUGGAGUUUUCCGAGAGGCAAGAUCAAUAAAGAUGAGAAUGAUCUGGACUGCGCCGUACGGGAGGUCUACGAAGAGACAGGCUUUGACAUCCGGGCGGCAGGGCUGGUGAAAGACGAAAAAGACAUGAAGUAUAUUGAAGUCACAAUGAGAGAACAGCAUAUGAGGCUAUACGUGUUUCGAGGGGUGCCCAAGGAUACGCAUUUCGAGCCGAAGACGCGGAAGGAGAUCAGCAAAAUCGAGUGGUACAAGCUGACGGACUUGCCAACACUCAAGAAGAAUCGUCAGCAGGACGGUAGUGGCACAGAUCAGCCUGCUCUCAACGCCAACAAAUUCUACAUGGUGGCACCUUUCUUGACUCCACUUAAGAAAUGGAUCGCCCAGCAACGGAAGAAGGAGAACCGGUAUAGCUCCCAGCUUGCAGCACCGCCUAUAGUACCCGAAGAGGCGACGACCGAGGAUGAACGUGACAAUCACGCCCUGGGCGCGGAAUCUGGGCAACAUAGACAGCAAGGCUCCAGCGAUUUACCAGAGGUUUCUGCGCUACCCGUUUCUGACCCGACGUCGCAUCUGAAAGAGAUGCUCAACAUUGGCUCUGUACCAACGUCAAAACCGUUGCAGCUGCCGCCACCUCCACCGCCGUCACAGCCUGCUCACAUGCCACAGGUUGAUGAGGAGAAAUCCCAUGCCCUGCUGGCAUUGUUGCGGAACGGUCAGCAGGGUCCGCCAGGUCGGCAGCCUAUUCAGCCUCCCCAUACACCUUUCGAGCAGAUAUCAGCUUUGCCAGAGGAACAACGGUCACCUCAUCCAUCACACGUGCGUCCACCGCAGCUGGAUCGGCUACCACCUCCCCCACAAUUUUACCAUCAGCCCGAAGGUCUGGUCCAGCCUUCUCCUUUGUAUUCCAAUGGCCACAAUGCAGGAUCGGGAACUACACAAGGCACCGAGCUUGGAUCAAUUUCCAUGGCUGCGCGUACCGCGCCUUAUCAACAGACCUUGGAACCGCCCUAUGCGCAAGAGAGACCAAUGGAACUGGCACAGCGCAAUGUGCCUCCUGCCAGCGCAUUGCCUAAACUGACGAAUCAUACCAAGGCUCUACUGGAUGUGUUUAAGGCUGCACCGAGCCCGCCUGCCAUACCUACGCUCGAUCAAGUGCAACCGCAGCUUGCACGGGAACCAGCGCCAGUUGGAUCUAUGCACCCAGGUGGUGAGAAGACACAGGCUCAAUUCCAGGGAAUGCCGUCCGUGCAGCGGCCUGUUGACGCACACAAGACAUCGCUCCUUGGAUUGUUCAAUCAGCCGUCCAGACAAAAGCCCGACAACGCACAUGGCCCUCACCAAGCACCUCCGGUCGAACUUGCAGCCACAAAUCCAGCCAGCUCUUCCCAGCACCCAGCACCCAGCAAGAAUGCUCUCCUAGGUUUGCUAAAGGAGGGCGGCCGAGACUUGUCGCGCCAAGACUCCGAGCCUAAGUAUCCGUCUCCUCGCGAAGGGGAAACGGCUGCCACUGUGCGCGGUCCUCUGAAUCAACCUGACUUCGAAGUUGUUUCUCGAACGACGAGGCAAAUGACGAGCGAGAUGCGGCGAAGUCCAGUGCCUACGAACAGAACCCUCUAUGACCCGAAACAACCUACCCCUGUCAGGAUACUCACAAGGUCAGAGGAAAGUCGUGCUCAAGCUCCACGAUCUCCCCAAGAAUUAAAAGGACCCCCGAAGCGGGCAGUACGGGAGAAGGCAGCGACCAAGCCUCCCACCAAGCCCUUUCAACCUCAAAUACUACGACGACCACAGAGAGACGACACACCUGGGCUCGCAUCACUAGCAACAACGAUAACCAAUUCUCCCAAGACUGGGGAGGUUAUCACGACAAAGACUGCUCGGUCUCCCUCACUGACGCCGAGCGGAAGUGAAAUGCCGACUCCGCGUCGACAAUUGUCCCAAACAGAAGACCAGAAACAAAGACUGCUCUCUCUCUUUGGCGGAGUGUCAGACACUACGCCUAAGGCGGUAACGACAGGACAGUCUGGUUCGGGACUGGUGUCACCACUUUCAACAAGUCACCUCUACAGUGCCGACUACGAGAUGCCGUUGUCUGGUUUGGAGCCGAUUUCAACCCGGACAUCGCGGGUUGGAAGCCUGGCCUCCAUUGGUAGUGGACCGGGAGUGGGACGUGCAGGCGGUGAGAAACGACAAACAGGCGCCGAGAAUAAGGCAUUUCUCUUAGGCUACUUGGGCAGAAUUGCCAACCAGGAGAAGUGA